Molecule: messenger RNA, 1602 nt
Organism: Rotaria socialis
Lineage: Eukaryota; Metazoa; Rotifera; Eurotatoria; Philodinida; Philodinidae
Source: the annotation of a GenBank genome assembly
AUGUCCAACAACGAUUCUGAAAAAAGUGGUCAUAUCAAAGUCGACAUUCCAACAUCAUCACUGCCAGAUGGAAACUGGAGAAACAUUGAUCUUGCUGUUUUAUUCGAUAAGAACAAAUGUGAUUUAACUGAAUGUGAUCUCAAAGACGUCUACAGAAUACUCGAUUGCUCGCCACUAGGUCUCAAUGAUGAUGAGAUCAAUGAACGUCGGGAAAAGUUUGGACCAAACAAAAUAGAAAUUAAAGAACGUCAUCCAAUCAUUCGCUUUCUUCUCUUCAUGUGGAAUCCACUUUCCUGGGUGAUGGAAAUAGCUGCUUUAGUAGCAAUUGCAGUAAGUAAUGGCGAAAAUAAACCUCCUGAUUGGCCAGAUUUUAUUGGUAUUAUUUUACUGCUUCUCUUAAACGCCAGCAUCGGGUAUUUUGAGGAACAUCGGGCAGGAAAUGCUGUGAAAGCACUGAUGGCUUCAUUAGCACCCGAAUGCCGGGUUAAGCGAAAUGGUGGGAUUUGGUCAACAACUCCAGCGAGUGAACUUGUACCCGGUGAUAUUGUUUCAAUUAAAUUGGGUAAUAUUAUACCAGCAGAUGGUCGCAUAAUCUCAUCACCCGGUGGAAGCAUAGGGCUGGAUCAAGCAGCUCUGACAGGUGAAUCAUUGCCUGUUUCGAAAAAACCGGGCGAUAAAAUUCUAUCUUCGACAACCUGCAAGCAAGGUGAAUGUGAAGCCAUUAUUAUUGCUACUGGAACACAUACGUAUUUUGGUCGUGCAGCUAGUAUUGUCGGUUCAGCUCGCGAUGAAAUAGGACAUUUACAACAAAUUCUGGCUAAAAUUGGGAAUUUUUGCAUGGUUGGUAUUGUUGUUUUUGUUGUCGCCGAAAUCGUGGUAAUGUAUGCUGUCUUUCAUUAUCGAUAUCGACGAGGAAUAGACAACAUUUUGGUUUUACUUAUCGGAGGACUACCCAUUGCUAUGCCAACAGUCUUAUCCGUCACAAUGGCUAUUGGAGCUAAACAGUUGUCGGAAAAGAAGGCAAUCGUCACUCGCAUCACGGCCAUCGAAGAACUUGCAGCAGUGACGAUCCUUUGUUCUGACAAAACUGGAACAUUGACUUUGAACAAGCUGACCAUCGACAAAGACUCGAUCGAGCUUUAUGCAGACGUCACAUUGGACGAUGUCAUGAGAUAUGCUGCUUAUGCUAGUAAUCAGGAGCAUUCUGAUGCUAUUGACACAUGUGUUUUGGAAUCAUUUGGCCAUGCUGAUUCAAUUGGUCGGACAAUUAAUAUAAAAUCAUUCAUUCCUUUCGAUCCUACCAAUAAGCGAACCCAAGUAACUUAUGAAGAUAAAUCAACACAGCUUGUUCACCAAGUAACAAAAGGAAUGCCCGAAGUUGUUCUUGGGCUAUGUCUAGGUUCGCAAUCAGAGUCAUCUGAAAAAGCAGACAAAAUGAGGUCGGACGUCAUCAAAUUCGCUCAACGUGGCUUUCGUUCUUUAGCUGUAGCUAUAAAGCAGAAUGGUGGAGAUUUCCAAUUAAUUGGCCUGCUACCCAUCUUCGAUCCACCUCGAGAAGACACAGCUGAGACUAUCAGAAAAGCAAUUGAACUGGGUACAUAA